AUGAAAUUGGCAAUCACUCUUAUAUUGUUGGUCACAUUAGCAUCAGCAACAUCAACAAAAGAUUAAAUUCUUGCUCUUCUCCAAACAGGAACAAAAGCUAGUGAUGCUAUUGAUACUGUAUUUGGAUUACUUAAUGAUUUAAUAUAAUCAAAUAAAGAUGCUUAAUUUGCUGCUGAUUAAAAGAACGAAACAGACGAAUGGGUUGGAGCAUAGUAAUUAUUUAAUUAAUUUUAGAACAAUUGAACAAUUUACAAAAAUAAAGAAUCUUAACUAAAAAUUAUUUUAACAAUCAAUUGAAAAUAGAGCAUAAUUUGAAUAAGAACUCUAAGAUACAAAAAAUUAUCUUGCAUGGAAUGAAUAAAGAUAAGAUGAGAUAGCAAGAAAGAUUUAAGUUCUUUUAGAUGAAUAAUGUCUGAGCAAUUAAUUAUUUGUUAGAUCAAUAAAAUAAAAUAGAGAAGCACUUGAAGUAGUGAGAGUACUUAAACAAGAUGUUGCAGGAUAUAUUAUUAAUGGAGAUUCUUUUGAAUUAGUUUAAGUUAACAGUGUUGCUGAUAAAUUGAAGCAAUACAGUAAUACAUUCUAAGAAUAAGAAUUAAAAUCAUUCCUCUAAUUAGCUAAUAAAUAAGAAGAUGGUUCUGUAAGUAGAGGAGCAACAUUAGCUGAAAGAGUAUUAUCAGUAUUAGAAUCAUUGGAAGCCAAUUUAUAAGCAUCUCUUGAAGCUCUUGAAGUUAAUGAAAUUAAUGCUUCAUGGGAAUUAGCUGGAUGGGUAUCAUUGAGUGAAGCUGAAGUUUCAAAUCUUAAAGUUGAAUAUGAAAGAAAAUAAGUCUAUGCAGACAGAUUGGCAACUGUAAGAUUUCAUAAUUAAUAUCAUUUAGUAAAUUCAAGCUGCCUUAGCCUAAUAAGCCAAAUCUAAGAUUAUUCUCUAAGAAUCAUAAGAUGCUUUAGAUUAAGCUUAAUCUGAUUUAGAAAACAAGAGAGCUGACUAUGAAGAAGCUAAGGCCAAGAGAGAUGAAGAAAAUGCUAUUAUUGAAUAAGUUAUCAUCAUAUUCAAGAAAUAAGUUGCAUCAUGGUCAGGAAGAUGAAAUCCAUCUUUAUAUUAAAUAUAUUCAAUAUUAUUUGUUACAUCGCU
Messenger RNA from Paramecium sonneborni, 1129 nucleotides. Lineage: Eukaryota; Ciliophora; Oligohymenophorea; Peniculida; Parameciidae. The record is from the annotation of a GenBank genome assembly.